CAAGUCUAUCUUCAACAAAGUCACAGCCAUCAUCAACCGAUCCGCCACCACCACCAGACCGUUCACAGAGAUCUGUAUGUUGGAGCGCGAGGGAUGCCUAUUUCACUUGUUUGCGAGGUCAUCACCAGAAAGAGGUGGAAUUUAAAAAAACAACCAAGUAUUAUUUUGUCCCUGGGGAAGAACCAAAAUCGAUAUGCGAACGGGAAAGGAGUGAAUAUCAUAAUGAUUGCGUGCAUAGCUGGGUCGAACACUUCAAUCAAAGAGUCGUGAAUGAGCAACGUUCUACCGCCACUCGCCUUGCCCUUCAAAACCCUAACUCGUCAGGACCCCGUUGAAUCAUACUUCACGAGUUUGAUCAAAUACUACUUACUUAAAUGCAUUCACCUCGAGUCCUCUGGCGAUUGGCGUCCAGCUAUAUGUUCAUCAAGACAUCGCGACCAAUCCUUGAAAGCUGAUCGAAAUACCGGUUUUAACAGAGUCCAUCUCAGCUCAGGAAUUGCUUACUUUAAUCACACGCCUAACAAGAAGGCCGCUUAAAAAUGUAGCAGGGCUACGAUAAGACCGGCGUCAGAAUCCCAAUGCAAACAAUGCAACAAUUGGUCAAAGCCAUACUUCCUUAC
Messenger RNA from Melampsora larici-populina 98AG31, 620 nucleotides. RefSeq lists its product as uncharacterized. The transcript has 2 exons. The annotation marks the transcript as partial. Gene Ontology annotation, cellular component: respiratory chain complex IV; mitochondrion. NCBI's taxonomy places the organism in Eukaryota, Fungi, Basidiomycota, Pucciniomycetes, Pucciniales, Melampsoraceae. The record is from RefSeq and is a predicted model, not a curated record.